Fundulus heteroclitus (mummichog) is the source of this 834-nucleotide messenger RNA. RefSeq lists its product as uncharacterized. The annotation marks the transcript as partial. The transcript is spliced from 4 exons. Lineage: Eukaryota; Metazoa; Chordata; Actinopteri; Cyprinodontiformes; Fundulidae. Gene Ontology annotation, biological process: response to bacterium. The record is from RefSeq and is a predicted model, not a curated record.
CCUCUUUUUGUGCAGCCGUUUGAUCAUUAAAAAGAAAUGUUGAUCAUAUUUAGUAUACUACUGCUCCUCAGGGAAGAAAGUUUCACAAAUGGUCACAACUUUAUUACAAAAACAAUUGGUGUGGGGCAAAAUGUGACACUGACGUGUUCUCGUCCACCGACCCAUAAGUCCCAAAAUAUGUUUUGGAUCAGAUUCACUUCUGGAAACUGGCCUGAAUACCUUGGACAAACAAUAACCCUUGAUUAUGACAGGAUUACCAGAAAUCGUCACUUUACAUCAAAACAGGAGAAAGGAACAUUUAUUCUGCAUAUUAAAGAAGCUCAGUGGAAUGACACUGGGCUUUACUACUGCAUUAAAGUUGAAAACCUAAAGCUGGUAUUUGUGAAUGGAACUUUUUUAAAGGUCAAAGGACAACAAGCAGGCAUCUCUGCUUCAACACAGGUGCCUCUUUCUGAUCCCCUCUACCCAGGAGACCCAGUGACUCUACAGUGUUCAGUUUUAUUUGACUGCAAGGGGACAGAAUGUCCAAGUGAUCACAGGGUCUUCUGGUUCAGAGCUGGAUCAGAUGAGUCACAUCCCAGUGUUAUUGAUGUUGAUGGAAAAAGUGGAAAAGAAUGUGUGAGGAGUCUUGAGGCACCUAAAUGUGUCUACAGCUUCUCGAAGAAUGUCAGUUCCUCUGACACUGGGACUUUCUACUGCGCCGUGGCCACAAAUGAAGAGAUCAUUUUUGGAAAUGGAACUAAACUGGAUGUUCAAGAGCAAUCGAAUCUUUGGAAGUCCAAGAUACUUCUACUCUUAUGUGUGGUUGUGGCUGCAUGUCUAGUUGUCAUCAUG